AUGCGCUUCAACCAUGUGACAGUUUGUCUGAGCUAUCUGUUGGGAUCGACUCUGGCCAAUGUGGUAUUCAGAAACGAGCAUCUUGCUAUACGCCAGGACAGCACCGACUCGCUGCUUCCGACUCUCUCAGGCUCGGCUUCUGUCUCAACCACGCUGCUCGCCAACCCACAAAACCCAUCAUCAAGCGCAAGCGAGAGUACCAUCCGCUCCUCAAGGACAUCCGAAGCUACCACUGAUACCACGGCCAGUGCAAGAGACUCGGUCGCAACAACACAAACACCAUCACCGACGGUCUCGGAUGCAAUCGCUUCAUCUACAAGUAUCAUACCUACCACUACUGCCACACCUUCAACAAAUGGCACUUCCGCCCAAGAUGACUCAGCUCAAGCACUUCCACUGCCUCCUCACAUUACCCCAGCUUUGUCAAUCGCAGGCGUUUUCCUUGUACUCACUGGUGUUGUCUACGGAGUCAUUGGGGUCAAAAACCAAUGGAUACAUGUCUUCCUAUCAACAGCUUAUCUGGCCAGUGUAGCAGUCGUGGUUCUGAUCAUUUAUGUGGUUAAUCCUCCAAUCAACAAUGCACUUCAAGGCGCCUACUUCGUCGGAGUUUUUAUGUCUGGAUUGAUUUUCGGUGGCGGAGCACUUGUUUUCAAGGAGAUGACCGAAGGUCUUGGGUGUCUGCUUGGAGGCUUCUGUCUGAGCAUGUGGUUCUUGACUCUCAAGGCUGGUGGCCUCGUCACAAGCACGAGCGGUAAAGCAAUUUUCAUCGCAGUCUUCUGCCUUGUUUGCUGGUCAACGUCGUUCAGUCAUUACACUCGACCUUAUGGUCUGAUAUUUUCUACUUCAUUUGCCGGCGCGACUGCACUGGUAUUAGGUAUCGAUUGCUUUUCAAAAGGUGGUUUGAAGGAAUUCUGGGUCUACCUAUGGGAUCUGAAUGAUGACUUGUUUCCCUUGGACACCAAUACAUACCCGGUCACCCGCGCCAUACGGGUCGAGAUUGCCAUCAUCGUCAUUGCGACCAUCUUCGGUGUCAUCUCGCAAAUCAGGCUCUGGAAAGUCGUUCAGACUCGACAGAAAGCACGUGAAGCUGCCGUAGUGGAAGACGAAAGACGUCGAAAUGCUGUUGAGGAGGCUCUGGGUCGUCAUCUAGAGCGACAGAAUGAUCGUGACAGAAGUGAAUGGGAAAGACGUUAUGAUGAUCGACGGGAUAUAGGAAAUGGUACAACUACAUGGUCUGAAGCUCACGGAGAUGAGAAGGCUUUUGCGAGUUCUUCUAUAACCGAGAUUGGGUCGAACGAACACCUGGGGUCAAAAGAAAGUUUAGAAAUGACCUCAAUGGCAGCAAAUCCUAACAAGCAGCUAUACAGCUCCAAAAGUAAGAGGCAGAGUAACAUUCCAGUCCACCCUAUCCAGGAAGUGGAGGAAGAAGAUCGUGGCUUGGAAAAGAGAGAUCACAAACACCGAUCAGUCGUCGAUGUGACAGGAUCGGAAGGGCUCCUACCACGUCUUGAUACAGAAGACUUCGGCUUCGGGCGUGACUCGCCAAAAUCACCCAGGAUAGAACAACACGAAUUGACUAAGAACCCAUCCAGGGAGAGCAUGCUACAAGACGAGUCUAUAUUGUCACUGCGACCACAAAAUUCUAAGCCAGCUUCCAACAAGACCGCACACAGACUGCAAGUUGGGGAAGCAGAGGCACGUCCUAAGAAGCGCAAAUCGUUGGAACUUUUGAACGAUCUGAGGAGACGCUCAAUUCAAUCGCUCCGGUCGAGAAGCCCGAUGGACCACGAUAAAUCACUGCAUGAACACCGCACGGAAUCCAAAGAAGCACUAGUAAGACCCACAAGCAUCGCAACACGCAGUCGUGCAUCAUCUGUGGCAGCAACAUUAGAUGAAGAAAACGAGAAGUUGGAUCUGCAACCCCUCGAGUUCGAUGAACUCGUGCGAUACGGUAGUCGACCACCACAGAUAGUUAUCUCGCCUUCACAGAACUUUAGUUUUACCGAACAGUUGCAAGCCGGACUUCCAUCUUCACCGUCUGCGCUGUCGGAGUCGUUCGAAGCUGAUCCAGAAGCAAUUGUCCGAUUGCCUGAUGUCAAAGUUCAUGGGUUUGAUUUAGAUCUGUCAGGAAGGUCUGCAGGCGAUACAAAUCAGACCUCCAUCAAUGAGAAUUUGACAAGAGAUGCUUUACAGCGCGUGCCGAGCCAGACAUCGAACGUCGUCAUGUCGUACCGCACAAACGAAUGGGCAAAGCAUAUCGCCACAGCCGAUGCACCCAUAUAUGAAGAGCCAGAAUCAGCAGUUGUUCGUGACAACGAAGCAGCAAUGCGCCUCGUGGCUACUACACCGAUACAGAACUCGAGCAUAGAGUCUUCCACGAAAUUGGAGUCUCCUAAAACUGCUCCUGCUCCUCCCUUAGACUUGAAGGUAGAUACCGACCUCCAGGCAGCAAAAUCAAUCACUUCCACACCAACGUCUGAGCACGAACUACUGACAACACCCCUCGCCCAACUACACAAAGAUACUAGUCUCUCCAGGGUGGCAUCGGAUGCUUCUACUAGAAGUCCUCCUCGACGAUCGUUUACUGACCCGGUACAACAAGCAGCCACAGAACAGCCACACCAGGCCAAACAGACUCGGAGGAUAUCAAAUCCCCUACAAAGACAGGCUAGCGUCAUUCAGCACAGCACUAUCGAUGAGAAUGCUGUGACAGACUUUGUGCCCAAACUCUACGCCCCAAAACGGGCCUCACCAAACAUGAACAAUAUAGGACCCUAUCAACAUUUCUACACAUCGCAAAGCUCUUCGCAGAUCGACCUGACACGUUCUGGCUCUAACGGGUCAAGCAAGCAGCAGUAUCCAUCCGCGUUCACACGCAGCCCCAGUGCGGCCCAAGGCAGUUUUGAUAAUCAAGGAUAUGCGGCACGAAGCAAUUCUCCAUACGAUGGUCACCACCCAACAGCCCUACGUUCAGAAACACGUCUGACUGAUUAUGGCUCAAAAUCUCAUCAACCACUACAACGCAACAACACCAACGAAUCACGACGGGAGAACAUGCUGGCUGAUUGGCGAAUGCAGCUUGGACAAACACAAAAUACACAAGGUUUUCCACAAACCAUGGCUCCAAAUCCAUAUAGCCAGCAGAUGCUAGACUAUCAGACAGAGAAAACACGCAAAGAGCAGCAAAAGCACCAGAGAGCCAGACAGGAGGCUGCUCUAGAUCAAACUAUGAGAACACAGGGAAUGAUCGAUGCACACAAGGAAGUGCUGAAAAGAAUGCAAAGUCAGGCCAACAAAAAAUUGGCUGACAAGUGA
This is a messenger RNA of Lithohypha guttulata, 3315 nucleotides long. RefSeq lists its product as uncharacterized. The transcript has a single exon. The record is from RefSeq and is a predicted model, not a curated record. The coding region runs from base 1 to 3315 and encodes 1104 amino acids. NCBI's taxonomy places the organism in Eukaryota, Fungi, Ascomycota, Eurotiomycetes, Chaetothyriales, Trichomeriaceae.